UUGGCGGUUUAAAAGCACCACCAUUUCCAUUUUUGCGGUUUCCAACUUUUCUCUUCCUCUCUUCAAGCUAAGCUCGGAUCUUCACCUUCUUCGCUGGUAUUUUGACCUGAGAAGCAGAAGACUUCAGUGAAGUGUUUUAUCCCAGUAGUUGACGGUUGAUCACAACAAUAAUCAUGUUGAUAUGCCUUUUCUUGUGGUGCUAGAGCUGCUAAUCCGUAUCAGGACCUGUAGGAUUGAGCUUCAAAGUAAAUCACAUUAUGGAUCAAGAAGCGCAUUUCUGCCGGAAGUUCACAAAUAUGAAAUCUCAUUGGUGUAAUGGAAUUUUUAGGAUCUUGAUCAACUGCUGGGUGAUGCCAAUCAAGUAGGGGAAUUCCAUGCAGCAAACAAUCUGCCGAAUACAUCACAGAUGCAGAAGUUGCUGAAAAUUCUUUCAGACAGAAUAGGGGAUUGCAUUUGGGAAACUUAAGUUCAGAGUGCAAGUCUCAGGGAUCAAGCAGGAGUGAUGCUGAUGCUUUUGGGAUAUCAGAAUUGUCAGCAGCAAUGAUAAUGGAGGCUGAAUACAAUGAUACACAUGUUGAGAGGGGUUUCACUCAUGAUUUGUGUGCUGGUACCAAUAGUAGUCGUGUAACACCACUUGAAGGAAGCAUCUGUGAUACAAUACUUGAUAAUAGAAAUAUCCAUAAAUUGGUAAACUUAAGUUCAGAGUGCAAGUCUCAAGGAUCAAGCAGGAGUGAUACAGAUGCUUUUGGAAUAUCAGAAUUGUCAGCAGCAAUGAUAAUGGAGACUGAAUUCAAUAAUACACAUGUUGAGAGGGGUUUCACUCAUGAUUUGUGUGCUGGUCUGAGGACCAAUAGUAGUCGUGUAACACCACACGAAGGCAGCAUCUGCGAUACAAUACUUGAUAAUAGAAGUAUCCAUAAAUUUAAUACUAAUGAAAGCUAUAUAGAAAAUCGUGAUUUAUCUGAUGAAAAUGUGAAGGGUGAUAUUGUGGCAAGCAAACUCGUCAGUUGUUCAAGGGAGAGGAGAUUGCGUAAGCCUACACGAAGGUUCAUUGAAGAAUUUUCAGAUUCUAAGUCUGAAAGUAACAAGGGAAGGAAAAAAACUCCUACAAAAGAUAAAUACAUGAAAGGGACAUCUACUGAAGAAUCUAGUCAUGUUAGCCAUGAGGUACAGGUGUCCACGCCUAAAAGUGAAUGGCAUUGUGGUACUUCUGUUCCAGUGCAGUCUCGAUCUCAAAGAAGACAUCCAAAGAAGCAUGUACCAGUUUCGGGAUUUCUAUCAGAAGAUGUAUAUUCUGCAACAGAGUGUAAAAAUGUUUAUUCUAUAUUACAGGGAUUUCUAUCAGAAGAUGUAUAUUCUGCAACAGAGUGUAAAAAUGUUUAUUCGUCUGCUAAAAGAUGUAAAAAGCAUGAUAGGAGGAAGCACCAGAAGAUGUGGACCCUUACUGAAGUAAUGCAAUUAGUUGAUGGAAUUGCUGAAUAUGGAACUGGCCGCUGGACUCAUAUAAAGAGGCACCUAUUUGCACAUUCUCCUCAUCGCACACCUAUAGAUCUCAGGGACAAAUGGCGAAAUCUUCUGAGAGCUAGCUGUGUUAACAUACAGAACAGAAAAGGGAUCGAACGGAAGCAAUCACAUGCCUCACGUCCCCUUCCAAAGUCCCUGCUCCAACGCGUCUAUGAACUGGCCAAUAUUUAUCCAUAUCCAAAGGAGCGCAGUCCAAAAUCAGUCGAAGCAACUACACCUGCCCCGGAUCUUACUGAAAGUAAUGCUUUGCCAUUCAAUUGGGGGCGGAAGAAGGACGAAUGACAUCUACUUUGGAAACACCCGAAAGGCCUUUGCAAUGAAGUGGAAGUUCAAAUAAUACUUGUAAUUAGAUGUAAAAAGAUCUCUGCUUUUGUUUUGAUCCUAUUGU
This is a messenger RNA of Cucurbita moschata (crookneck pumpkin), 1912 nucleotides long. RefSeq lists its product as uncharacterized. NCBI's taxonomy places the organism in Eukaryota, Viridiplantae, Streptophyta, Magnoliopsida, Cucurbitales, Cucurbitaceae. Bases 541 to 1806 code for a protein of 421 amino acids. The transcript has 7 exons. The record is from RefSeq and is a predicted model, not a curated record.